Molecule: messenger RNA, 1605 nt
Organism: Aureobasidium musti
Lineage: Eukaryota; Fungi; Ascomycota; Dothideomycetes; Dothideales; Saccotheciaceae
Source: the annotation of a GenBank genome assembly
AUGGCACCCACCACAAAUUCCAAUGGCCCAGAUGAGGGUUUGUUUGGUAUCGACAAUGCUUCCAACCCUCUUCCAGCACUGGCCGCUUGCGCUCGAGGCUUCUUAUCGGAGACCUACGACUUCAUCAUCAUCGGUGGCGGUACAGCUGGUCUUGCUGUAGCUGCUCGCCUGACAGAAGAUCCUGAAGUUGUCGUUGGUGUACUCGAGGUCGGCAAAUCACGACUUGAUGAUCCUCUCGUGGACAAUCCUGCUGCUUUUGUACAAAUGCUCGGCAACCCUGAAUACGAUCAUUGUUUCAAGACCGUACCGCAGGUUGGAACCCUCACAAGAUCUGAUGCCGACUACGACGACUGGGCAACUCUAGUGGGAGAUUCUGGUUGGUCUUCAACGGCUCUCAAACAUUACAUGCGCAAGCAUGAAACACUUGAACCCAUCGAUGAGUCAAUCCUAGACCAGACCGACUAUCCUCACAUCGGCGAGCAUCACGGCACAAACGGCCCAGUUCACACGUCUUUCAACGAGAGCUCGCUCCCAAUCGAUCCUUGGAGCGGUGAUCACAUUGGCUUCUACAACACACUCGGACUUGUGGCACGAUCUGGACCUCACAAAGGCAAGAGGAGUUAUGCUGCUCGUGGCUACUUCGAAGCUAAUGCUAGCCGACCCAAUCUGAAGGUACUCUGUGAAGCACAGGUAAACAAGAUCGUUCUCGAGGAUGGCAUUGCCAAAGGAGUAGAGUUUGUGUGGGACGGCAUGCAUGAAACUGUUUAUGCUAAGAAGGAAGUGAUCCUUUGCGGUGGCACGAUCAACUCGCCACAGAUCUUGGAACUCUCUGGUAUCGGCGAUCCUGCAAUCCUCGAACAGGCUGGUGUCGAGUGCAAGGUUGAGCUUCCUGGCGUCGGUCGAAACCUCCAGGAUCAUGCUGUUGUUGCCAUCGGCUUGGAGCUCAAGCCCGGUAACAUUACUUCCGACAUCUUGGGCGACCCAGCCACGAUGGAAGCAGCCGUAAAGGCUUACACCGAGCACCAAUGUGGACCACUAACAUCUAUAUCAUGCACGCAAGGUUUCCUUCCCUACGAGAAUGUGGUCUCCUCCGAUGAGUUGGAAAACACUGUCAAGACUAUUCGUGAGAUCCAGAAUGCUCCCCAUACCACGCCUUUCUACAAGCAACAGCUGGAUCUGAGUUCCGUCAUUGAUCCUGCAUACCUGAAACACCCCGCUGACGUUGCAGUCCUGGCAGCUGGACUCGACUUUGUGCACAAAGCAACCAAGACCAAGCACCUGGCUCCAAUCAUCCAAUCACGUUUCUGUCCAGCUGCAUCAAGAGACCUUGAUAAUGCUGCCGACCGUGAAGAGGCCGUCAAAGAUUGGGUCAUGGGCGAAUAUCACCUCAUCGGCACUUGCGCGAUGGGAGAAGUUGUGGAUAGUAGGCUGCGUGUCAAGGGUGUCAAGGGACUGAGAGUUGUGGACGCUAGUGUGUUCCCGAACCACGUCAGCGGCAACAUCUGCAGUAGUGUAUACACUGUGGCAGAGAAGGCUGCCGAUCUCAUCAAGGAGGAUUGGGAUAUCGCGUUGGAGGUGCCGGAGGUCGCCAAGUUGCAGCUGUGA